Molecule: messenger RNA, 1718 nt
Organism: Trichoderma virens Gv29-8
Lineage: Eukaryota; Fungi; Ascomycota; Sordariomycetes; Hypocreales; Hypocreaceae
Exons: 4
Coding region: 164-1429 (421 amino acids)
Biological process (GO): proteasome-mediated ubiquitin-dependent protein catabolic process
Cellular component (GO): proteasome regulatory particle, base subcomplex
Molecular function (GO): proteasome-activating activity; ATP hydrolysis activity; ATP binding
Source: RefSeq, a predicted model, not a curated record
CUUGUCGAAAUCUUUGUAACCCAGCAUCUCAACAACACAACCACCAGCCACCAGAUUCACCACCAGAUUCACGCCUCGAUUCAUAGCGUCCUCUUCUCUUCCGUCCAUCCCCCCAAUCCCCUCGAAUCGCAGCCAAACACACACCAGCCCCACGACCUGCAUCAUGGGCGACGUCCUCGUGGAAAGCCAGGCCACCACGGUGCCGCCUCACAAGAGGGCCGUCCCCUCAGCCAUUCCCAACAUCGACGACUUCGAGGGCUUGCCUACCGACGGCGAGGAUGACUAUGCCACUUUGAAGAAGCUUCAGAGGCAGUUGGAGUAUAUCCAGCUCCAAGAGGAAUACAUCAAAGACGAGCAAAGGAGUUUGAAGCGAGAACUAGUACGAGCUCAGGAGGAGAUCAAGCGAAUCCAGAGCGUGCCUCUCGUCAUCGGCCAGUUCAUGGAGGCCAUCGAUCAGAACACCGGCAUUGUUCAGUCAAGCACAGGCUCCAACUAUGUCGUCCGCAUCCUAUCUACCCUCGACCGCGAACUUCUCAAGCCCUCCUCCUCAGUUGCGCUGCACAGACACUCCAACGCCCUCGUCGAUAUCCUCCCCCCGGAAGCCGACUCCUCCAUUGCCAUGCUUGGCGCCGACGAGAAGCCUGAUGUGACAUAUGCCGACGUCGGUGGUUUAGAUAUGCAGAAGCAGGAAAUCCGAGAGGCCGUCGAGUUGCCUCUGACACACUUUGAUCUGUACAAGCAGAUCGGUAUCGAUCCCCCUCGCGGUGUCCUGCUAUAUGGCCCGCCCGGAACUGGCAAGACCAUGCUUGUCAAGGCCGUCGCCAACUCUACGACUGCCAGCUUCAUCCGUGUCGUGGGCUCAGAAUUUGUCCAGAAGUACUUGGGAGAGGGUCCCCGAAUGGUCCGCGACGUCUUCCGUAUGGCACGCGAGAACUCGCCCGCCAUCAUCUUCAUUGACGAGAUCGACGCCAUUGCCACGAAGCGAUUCGAUGCCCAGACCGGUGCCGAUCGUGAGGUCCAGCGUAUCCUGCUCGAGCUGCUCAAUCAGAUGGACGGCUUCGAUCAGACCUCCAACGUCAAGGUCAUCAUGGCCACGAACCGUGCCGACACGCUGGAUCCCGCCCUCCUGCGUCCCGGUCGUCUCGAUCGAAAGAUUGAGUUCCCCUCCCUGAGAGAUCGUCGCGAGCGUCGUCUCAUCUUCACCACCAUUGCCAGCAAGAUGAGCCUGGCCCCCGAGGUCGAUCUCGACAGCUUGAUUGUGCGCAACGACCCUCUCUCUGGUGCUGUCAUCGCUGCCAUCAUGCAGGAGGCCGGUCUCCGAGCAGUCCGCAAGAACAGAUACAACAUUAUUCAGACCGAUCUUGAGGAUGCUUAUUCAAGCCAGGUAAAGGGAACCAGCGACGACAACAAAUUCGACUUUUACAAAUAAACCAUUCGAACCUCUUGUUUAUCCGACGAAGGCUGUUAUUGAUGACAUGAGAUGGAUAAUGUUGAGGAGGAUCACGGAGGGGCGGGCAGGGGGAAGUUUGUCCACUAUUAGAAUCAGGCGGCUUCUUUUUCUAAACCUAAGGAAGAAUAGGGGGGAACCUGGGUAAGGAACAGAGAGAGGAGGGAAUUGACCAAACCUCGGGAGAUGAACCGAAAAAAAUGGUAGCUGUUGAUACCGCCUUUAAUGGAUCUACGGCGUUUGGAAUCUAGUCGUCCUGGGCCGCUGUGUA